AUGCCCCAAAAAAUCGAGGAAAUAAAAGACUUCUUGCUCACAGCCAGGAGAAAAGAUACCAAAUCUGUCAAGAUCAAGAAAAACAAAGACAAUGUGAAGUUUAAUGUUCGAUGCAACAGGUACCUGUACACGUUGGUCAUCACAGACAAAGGGAAGGCAGAGAAACUUAAACAGUCCCUGUCUCCUGGUUUGGCUGUGAAGGAGCUGAAGUGA
Molecule: messenger RNA, 213 nt
Organism: Trichosurus vulpecula (common brushtail)
Lineage: Eukaryota; Metazoa; Chordata; Mammalia; Diprotodontia; Phalangeridae
Product: 60S ribosomal protein L38-like
Exons: 1
Coding region: 1-213 (70 amino acids)
Biological process (GO): protein-RNA complex assembly; translation
Cellular component (GO): cytosolic large ribosomal subunit; ribosome
Molecular function (GO): structural constituent of ribosome
Source: RefSeq, a predicted model, not a curated record